This is a messenger RNA of Anguilla anguilla (European eel), 6224 nucleotides long. It is a transcript of the gene nrap, whose product is annotated as nebulin-related anchoring protein. The coding region runs from base 156 to 5519 and encodes 1787 amino acids. The transcript has 43 exons. Gene Ontology annotation, molecular function: actin filament binding. Gene Ontology annotation, cellular component: Z disc. The record is from RefSeq and is a predicted model, not a curated record. Lineage: Eukaryota; Metazoa; Chordata; Actinopteri; Anguilliformes; Anguillidae. Gene Ontology annotation, biological process: cardiac muscle thin filament assembly.
GCACUGUGAGAGCUAAGUUUAACAGAAGUGUGCGCUUAGCUUGGAGUCGGCAGCGUGAAGCAGUCUGAAUUCUACCUUGUUGCUCAAACUUUUUAUUUAUUAAUUCAUUAAUUUAUUCUUCAGUUUAUUUAAUCUUUCUAACGGGUCUAUUCAAAAUGAACAUCCAGACUUGUGCAAGGUGUAAGAAUGUUGUGUACCCAGCGGAGAAGAUCAAUUGCAUUGAUCAGAACUGGCACAAGGCUUGCUUUCACUGUGAGGUCUGCAAGAUGGUUCUCACAGCAAAUAACUUUGUCAGCCAUCAGAAGAAACCAUAUUGUCAAGUGCAUAAUCCCCGUAAUAACACCUUCACCAGUGUCUACGAGACCCCCAUGAACAUCAACGCUAAGAAGCAGACCAGAGCUGUCAGCGAGAUCAAAUAUCGAGAGGAAGGAGAGAGGUACAUGUCAACUUUCCACUAUGAUAUGAGGUCAAAGGAUGUGGAGCAUGCUCGGAGGGUAAACCAGUUAGCCAGCCAGAACGCAUACCAGUCAGAGCACAAGGAGCAGAAGGCUUGCUUCUCUAGCUCUGUCACUAGCCAAGAGAUGAUGCACAUGACCCAGAUGCAGAAAACCAUCAGCGAUGUUGAGUACACUCGCGGGCAUGAGGAGCAGCUGGCGCAAUUCACUUCAGUCGCAGAAACCCCAGAUAUUCUACAUGCCAAGACUGCCAGUUCACUGGCCAGUGAUGUGAAAUACUCAGUGGACUACAAGCAGACAAAAGGCAAAGGCAGCUAUCCAGCCAUGAUCACACCAGCCUACCAGCUGGCCAAGAAAGCCCACAACUUAGCUAGCGACCUGGAGUAUAAACGGGGACAUGAGGAGAGAGUGUGUAAGUUCACCUCCGUUAAGGACACGCCAGAGGUCUUGCUGGCGAAAUCCGGCGGGCAGCUAGCAAGCGACUAUAUUUAUACUGAGGAGUAUGAGCAGCAGAAAGGGAAAGGCAGUUUUCCAGCUCAUGUCACUCCUGGGUACCAGGUGGCCAAGAAAGCUUCAGCAAUGGCCAGUGAUGUGAAGUACCAUGAGAAGUACGAAAAGGAGAUGAAAGGAAAGGGAUGUUCGGAUGUUAGACUGGAGGAAAAUGUAGAGGACUUCAGCCAGAUGUACACUGAGGAGCAUGAGCAGCAGAGGGGCAAAGGGAGUUUCCCAGCCAUGAUCACGCCUGCCUACCAGCUGGCCAAGAAGGCCCAUGACCUGGCCAGCAAUCUGAAGUAUAAGAAAGACCUGUCAAAGAUGAAGGGGUCAGCGCACUACCACACCAUCACCUCUGAAGACAACUUGGCACUCAAGAGCGCGCGUAAGAUUAACAAGCUGGUCAGCGAGGUGGAGUAUAGGAAGGAUCUGGAGAACACCAAAGGCCACAGCAUUAACUUCUGCGAGACUCCACAGUUUAAGACAUCUUCUAAAGCGUCCCAGUUUGCCAGUGAUAACAAAUACAAGGAGAAGUACACUAACCACAUGAAGGGGCACUACGAGGGCUCUGGCUUGGACAAGAAAACCAUGCACGCCAUGAAAGCCAGAAAACUGGCCAGCAACAUUGCCUACAAGUCUGAGUAUGAGCAGGAGAAGAAUGUUCAAGGCGAAUAUAACUACCCAGCAACCAUCACCCCGGGCUACAAAGCACAGAGGAAACUGGAUCCGCUCAAAGACGUCAACUACAGACAGCACAUUGACAAGCUGAAGUUCAGCUCUGUAACUGACACCCCUGACAUCAUUCAGGCCAGAAUCAACGCUCAACAACUCAGUCAUCUGAACUAUCGGGCAAACUACGAGAAGACAAAGUCGCAGUACACCCUGUCCCAGGAUCUCCCUCAGAUCAAGAAUGCCAAGGCUAAUGCUGAGCUCUACAGCGAUAUAAAAUACAAGGAGGACUGGGAGAAGACCAAAUCCAAGUCUUGUGAUAUUGGUGCUGAUACCCUGACCGUCAAAGCGGCCAAAGCAUCCAGAGACCUGGCCAGUGAUAUUAAGUACAAAGAAUUAUUCAUGAAGAACAAAGACAAGGUCGUGGGGUUCAACGUGAGUGAUUCCAAGACCCUGCACUCUCUCCAGGUGGCCAAACUGAGCAGCGAGAUUGAGUACAAAAAAGGCUCCAAAGAGAAGCAGGCUAAUUUCCACCUACCCUUGGACAUGGUCAAUCUGAGCCAUGCUAAGAAGGCACAGGCUCUGGCCAGCGACCUAGACUACAGGAAGAAGCUUCAUGACUACACUAUCCUGCCUGAUGACAUCAAGGUCCAACAAGCCAAGAAAGCCUAUAACCUGCAGAGCGAGAAUCAGUACAGAUCUGAUCUUACCUGGAUGAAAGGUGUGGGGUGGGAGGCUGACGGCUGUCUGGAUGUGACCCAGGCCAAGAAGGCUGGAGAUUUACUGAGCGAGAAAAAAUACAGGCAGAAGGCGGACAGUGUGAAGUUUACGCAGGUGGCAGAUACGCUGUCUAUCAAACACGCAAAGAAGAGUCAGGAGCUUCAGAGUGGGGUGGCGUACAAGUCGGGCACUGAGGAGACGAUACACCAGUACACCAUGAGCAAAGAUGAACCUCUCUUCAAACAGGCGAAGGCCAAUGCCGAGCUGCUCAGCGCAAAAUUGUACCGAAGCAGCUGGGAGAAGCAGAGGGAGAAGGGCUUUGAACUGCGCCUGGAUGCUCUGUCCAUCUUCACCGCCAAAGCCAAGAGGGAUCUUGCAAGCGAUAUCAAGUACAGAGAGAGCUAUGAGAAGACCAAGGGGAAGAUGAUCGGGGUGAAAACGGUCACCGAUGACUCCCAGAUGGCCCACUCUGCCCACGCCACUCACCUGCAGAGCGACAGGGAGUACAGGAAGGGGUAUGAGGAUGCCAAGACCCGUUAUAGCGCCUCGCUGGAUAUGCUGAACCUCACCCAUGCCAGGAAGGCCCAGGAUCUGGCCACGGACACCACCUACAAGACCUUCCUCCACGACUACACCUGCCUGCCCAGCGACAUGAAGGUGGAGUGGGCCAAGAAGGCCUACAGCCUGCAGAGCGAGAAAAAAUACAGGUCUGAUCUCAACUGGAUGAAGGGUGUGGGCUGGAUGACGGCUGGAUCCAUGGAUGUAGAGCAGGCCAAGAAGGCCGGAGAUCUCAUCAGCGAGAAAAAGUAUCGGCAGCAGGCGUGUGAUCUGAAGUUCACCAGCGUAGAGAACACUCCAGAGAUGGUCCAAGCCAAGCUCAGCAACAAGCAGGCCAUAGACAGACUUUACCGGGAGCAGGGCGAGAACCUGAAGCACAGCUACACCUUGACGAGAGACCUGCCAGAACAUGUCCAGGCCAGACUCAAUGCCAUGAACAUCAGCGAGUCGCACUACAAGCAGUCUUGGACUAAACUCCGAGACUCUGGGUAUAAACUACGGCUGGAUGCCAUCCCCUUCCAGGCAGCCAAGGCCUCUGGAGACAUCCUCAGUGAUCACAAGUACAAAGAGGACUUUGAGAAGAUGAAGGGCCGCAUGAUCGGGCUGAAGGGACUGGAAGACGAUAUAAACAUGGCGCACUCCGUCCACGCCAGCCAGCUCCAGAGUGACAUUCAGUACAAGAAGGACUCGGUGAAGGUGCACUCUCAGUUCCACCUGCCCAUGGACAUGCUGGAGGUGGCCCACGCCAAGAAGGCCCAGUCACUCAUCAGCGACCAGGAGUACAAGGGUGUCCUGCACAGCUACACCACCCUGCCCGACGACCUCAAGGUCCAGGCUGCCAAGAGGGCCUACGCCCUGCAGAGCGAGAAACUCUACAGGUCCGAUCUGAACUUCCUGAGGGGCGUGGCCUGGAUCAGCACUGGGGCGGUGCAGAUUGAGGGGUCCAAGCGAGCCACUGAGCUCCUCAGUGAGAAAAAAUACCGCCAGCAGCCGUACUCCUUCAAGCACACAGCCGUGGCUGACUCUCCGGACAUUGUCCAUGCUAAAUUCAGCAACAAAAUCUCUAACGAGCGCCUGUACAAAGAAGCAGGGGUGAACUCCAGGCAUAACUACACAAAUACCGCCCAGCGUCCAGAGCUGACACAAGCCAAGAUCAAUGCUGCCAACUUCAGCGAGAUUAAGUACAGGGAGUCCUGGCACAGUCUGCGGGCACAGGGAUACAAACUCACCAUGCAGGACAUCCCCUUCCAGGCUGCGAAAACCUCCGGAGGAAUUGCUAGUGACUACCAGUACAAGAACAACUUUGUGAAAGAGAGAGGGAAGCACAUCGGGGCACGCAGUAUCCUUGACGACCCGCAGCUGCUGCACUGCAAGCAGAUGGGGAAGCUUCAGAGCGACCAGGAGUACCGCAAGGACUCGCUCUCCACCAGCGGCCAGUAUCACCUGCCUCUGGACGGCCUCCAGCUGCUGCAGGCCAAGAGGGCCCAGGCGCUGGCCAGCGACCAGGACUACAAGACCAUGGCGCACUCCUACACCGUCCUGCCGGACGACAUGAAGGUCCAGUGGGCCCGCAAGGCCUACAACCUGCAGAGUGAGAAACUGUACAAGUCAGAUCUGAACUUCAUGAGGGGCGUGGCCUGGAUGACGAUGGGAACUCCCCAGCUGGAAUCUGCCAUGAAGGCAGGAGAGCUCAUCAGCGACAAGAAAUAUCGGCAGCAUCCAGACAGUAUGAAGUUUACCUCUGUGGCAGACUCUCCAGACAUGGUCCACGCCAAGAACAGCUACUUGCAGUGCAAUGAGAGGCUGUAUAAGUCCGGAGACGCGGACGCCAUGCACAGAUGCACCCUGCCAGCAGACCACCCGGAUUUCGUCAGGGCCCGAGCAAACGCUCGGCACAUCAGCGAUAAAGUGUACAAGACGUCCGGCGACAAGGUGAGGUCUGCAGGGUACGACCUGCGAUUGGAUGCCAUCCCCUUCCAGACAGCCAAAGCCUCCAGAGAGAUCGCCAGUGACUUCCGGUACAAGGAGGCGUUUGUGAAGGACAAAGGUCACCAGAUUGGACUCCGCUCCGUCGAGGAUGACCCCAAGAUGAAGCACUCGCUGGCAGUGAGCAAGCUUCAGAGCUCCAACGAGUACAAGAAGCAGUUCCAGGAGACCUGCUCCCAUUACAAGAUCCACACCGACCAGCCUGACUUCCAGCACGCCAAGAGGAGCCAGGCGCAGGCUAGCAACCUGAGCUACCGGCAGCACCUGCACCAGUACACCUGCGACCCGGAGCAGCUCAACCUGAAGCACGCCAAGCAGGCCUACAAGCUGCAGAGCGAUGUGAACUACAAAUCAGACCUGAACUGGAUCAGAGGCGUGGGCUGGACGCCCCCGGGCUCCUACAGGGUGGAGAUGGCCCGCCGGGCAGCGGAGCUGGGCUACGCCGAGGGGCUGGACCCUGACGCUGCCAUCGCCCAGUACCAGCAGAUGCUGGAUUCACAACAUCAAACAGUGGAGACUGUAGAGGAAUUUGAGCAGCCAGGAGUAAAUCCUGAUGCCAUGGAGGUCCUGCAUGUGAAAAGGAAGAAGAUCACUCGCACUGUCAAGUCCAAGUCCACCAAUCAAGCCAACCAAGUGUAGAGUCUCUGCCAAUCACAUCACAGUGGGCUGGCCUACAAAAUUUUAAUUGACUACAGACAGUCAAAUAAUGUCUUUUUUAAUCAUCAAUUUUUAUAUUCAUCUAUCAGUACCAUUAUGAAUGAUCUUUGCAUGGCAGCCAAAAAGAGCCGUGAUAGAAGCGUUGAGUAUUUUCAGGGCAUGAAACAUGUAUAUGACUCCUGACCAGAGGACGGAUUUUUAGUUUAUGAAUGCUUAAAGUAUGUUUGACGUGAGCAGUGUAUAUCUUGCUUUAAAGAGAAGAUGGUGGAUUUGAUGGAAACUGCUUGAUGAUAAAAGAAGGGACUGUUUAUUCUAUAAACUUGUGUUGAUGCUGUGGUUAAAGUAUGUUUGAUGUAAGUGAAGAACAGAACAAGACUGAGGCAAAUUUCGAAUGAGGAGCAGAAUGAGGUUGAGGCUUACUCAGAAUUAUGAGGAGUUUGAUGCUGAGGCUAAUUCAGUAGCAUGUUUAUUUUCGGCUCUAGUCAUUGACCAUCGUCUGAUCCUGGGCUUUAGCUUGUGAUCAGUGGUCCAUUUUUAGACCAUCACAGUCAAAGCCCAGGUAAUUAAAUUUUACAGAGGUUACUGAAUAUAUGACUGACAGGUUCAGCUUUGUGAAAAUCUACCUGUGUAUUAGCCAGGGUAGGGGUAGGCCAUGAUCUUUAACAAUAAAAACUCUGUUACAAAGUA